This is a messenger RNA of Mauremys reevesii (Reeves's turtle), 3233 nucleotides long. RefSeq names its product VENT homeobox (gene VENTX). Lineage: Eukaryota; Metazoa; Chordata; Testudines; Geoemydidae. The record is from RefSeq and is a predicted model, not a curated record. The coding region runs from base 506 to 1375 and encodes 289 amino acids. Gene Ontology annotation, molecular function: RNA polymerase II cis-regulatory region sequence-specific DNA binding; DNA-binding transcription factor activity, RNA polymerase II-specific. The transcript has 5 exons. Gene Ontology annotation, biological process: regulation of transcription by RNA polymerase II; cell differentiation. Gene Ontology annotation, cellular component: nucleus.
UAGCUAACAAAGGCCGAGGCUCUUGUCCUUGGGCCCACCACAUUAUCAGCUGAUUAGUAGGAGUCCCAGGGAACAGCACUGCCAGGGAGCCUCGGGGUAAUGGCGCUGGAAAGACAAAGGGGGGCCCAGGUGCCCUGUGCUUAGACGGGGGCGGUGGUACAGCAAUUAAACAGCUUUAUCCUCCCAGUAACCCUGCAGCAAGCGCCCCCCAGAGGGGGAUCUGGCUAAUCUCACCUAUAACUGUCCGCCUCUAGCACAGCCGCUGCUCCCAGUCCCGGAUCCCACACCCCACUGAGGCCAGAGAAUGGGGCACCCAACGCCCUAGCAGCGGCGGCGCCGACGUCUCGGAGAGAGCUAUGGGCUAUCACAUGACUAUCUGCAUAAAAUAUUGGAAUCGUAGCCAGGAAAAUGAGCGGCGCUUUCAUGCCUGUACGCUCCGGAGAAUGACCAUGCAGCUUGGAGACGAGCAUAAAGGAGGGACCCAGUCCUGCCACCAUUCAAAGACAUGGCAGAACUUCAGUGGGAGCAGGAUCAAGCCCCAAGAAUGAUUCUGAGCGUAAAGAUAAAGUGGCUUUCCCAGAGCAGCCAGGACACCUAUGAACCACAGCAAAGGCCCAGUAGCUACGCAGAAGGCACUCAGGGCAGGACUUUUGCAUCACAUGGAUUGCUCACCCGGGUCGGAAAUCCAGUCUGCAACUCCAGAACAAACCCACAACCGCACCAAACAGGGAAGAAGGGUGAACGUAUAAAGACCCUGGACACCUCUUCUAAGAACGACCCCAGGAGUGAGAAGCUUUUGGAUUCUUCCUCCUCUAUAGCAGCAGCACCAGCCGCAGCCAAGCGGGCGUGGGGCGCCGCGGAGUCCGGUUCCGACUGGGAGAGCGGCCGCUCGGAGUGCCAGUCCCCCGAGGAGCCCGGCGGCAGGGGCAGCCGCCGCUUGCGCACCGCCUUCAGCGUGGAGCAGAUCAGCACCCUGGAGAGCUCCUUCAAGCGCCACAAGUACCUGGGCUCCGCCGAGCGCCGCAAGCUGGCCGCCAAGAUGCAGCUGUCCGAAGUGCAGAUCAAGACCUGGUUCCAGAACCGGCGCAUGAAGCUGAAGCGGCAGCUGCAGGAGAUGAGGCCGGAGCCCUUCUACAGCCCCGUCCCCUUCGGAGCUCGGGGCGGGCCCCUGCCCCUGCACUACGUCUACCCGGCUCACCAGCCGCUCCUGGCUCACCUCCCCAGGCAGGAGGCCGUACCCGCCAGCUUCGCCUUCCCAGCACUGCCAGCCUCUGGCCUGAGCCCCGCCAGCACCUUCCGGGGGGAGCCAGGCUUCUGGCAGGCGCCCUGCUUUGUGGGCUACAGAGGUUCCAGGGCCUUCUUGCUGCCCAUUUGAACCCGCUGGGCUGGCCUGUGACUCAGAGAAGGAUUUGCACUAACUCUGGCUCUGCGGGGUCGCCUAGGCCUGUACCUGCCUGCUGUGUUUAUGAUGCGAUCCCCUGGGACAUAGCGACAAUAUUGUAUAUGGACACUUACAUGAGGAUAAUGGGGCCGAGUAUUAAUAUAAUGUGGAACCGUCCAAUAAAACCGAACACUUGCCAGCUUUCACUCUACUUCCUUGCACAAGACCUCAGGAGCCCUUACUUGCCAUAAUCCUGAACACAGCCUCUUUCUUUCCUUCCUUCCACCCUGCCUCCUAAAUUCAGGAUGUCAACUAAUCUGCAAAGCCCUGACUCAAAUCCAAUGUUUCCCUUCCAUGGGCCCAGAAUAGGCUCCUAUAUAGAUUUGCAAUUUGAGCUGGUUUAAUAGUCUCUGCCUGGAGACCACCUUUUAAGGAAGUGGGUUUGAGAGUUUAAGAAUCAUAACCUGGAGAAACUCAAUACCCUGCCAAACCACCCAGCAGCCAGCAGAGUGUUGAACCUUGCAGUAUGCACACAAUGGGUGAUAUCGUGCUCAUGGCAAAAUUCCCAUUGACUGCAAUGGACUUGACUGUGGCCAGGAUUUCACACUGUGUUGAGUUUUAGUGCUGCUGCCUGAUCCUUGGUACAGAGGCGCCUAUACUUGCCCUGUUCUGGUUAAAACUGUUACUAUUAUAGACACUCCAUCAUUAUCCAAUUUAAAUCACUAGGAGUCAAAUCCUAGGUCCAUUGAAGUCAAUGGCAAAACUCUUACUGAGUGACUUCAGUGGGGCCAGGAUUUCACCAUAGGGAAGUUUGCUACUGACACAAACAGGAACAAGAUUGGGCCCUGUGUCAACUACUCCCUGGGUGGCUCUGCUUCUAUUUUAUUUAAUCUGACAGCACUAAUAUAUAAUGACCAUAGGAUUCAUUUUCAGAUUUAUUCAUGCAUCUAAAAUAAGGUGUUAAUAUUUGGGAAAUCAGCUUCCUACAUUUAAGCAUACAAUGAUAAGUCUAAGAGAUCUGUCCAGAAUCGGGCCUGCAGCUCUUAUUCACAUGAAAAGCAGAUAGCUACAUCAGUAGGAUUACUCUUGUAACCUUGAGCAAGGGCUUUCAGGAUCAGGCCAAUUACAGUAGUGACUGACCUGGAGGAACUGCUAUGUUUUACAAAAUCAGAAAGGAAUGGAAGACAUAUUUACAUGAGAGGCCCUGAUAGUCUAUGGUGGAACAAGUAUGACACAGACAAAAGUACAUAUAUGUGUGCAAAGCAGACUGGCUCGUGCACAUUAAUUUUUAAUAUUUAUACACUACUGCUACAUUUUAAAUGUAUUUUUGUGCUAGCCAACCAAUUACUGGGGAAUACCUUUUAAAAGACAGAGUGUAUAGACAAAUUAGAUAGGCAAUUAGUAGGCAUUUUUUUUAAAAGUAUAAAAUUUUAACUCCUCACCCUGAAAAACACCACCCAGCCCUUUGAGAUUUCUUUGAUACCAAAUACCAUGAAAGGGUAGGGUAUUUGUCUUUUUGUUUGUUUGUUUUUGUUUUAACAAAUGAAUAUGCAAGAAUAAAUAAUCCCUAGCUCAACCAAGUGUGGUUAAAUGACAAUGUUCAAAUUAUAGGUGUUCCUGGAAAUGUUGUGCCUCUGGGAAGCCUUCUGAAAAAUAACACCAUACUCACAUGAACUCAUCCCACCCAGAUCAAUCCAGAUUUACUUUUCUAUUUACUCUUAUCAUUGAUCCAGCCUUGUAACUUCUUCGUCAGCUUAGACUCCUGUCAGUCUCCUGUGAGUCGGGGGUCCCACCAUAAUGAUAUUCAGAAACUCCAUUGUAUCAAUCAGGUGUCAGGUUGCCUUCAAUAAAA